Messenger RNA from Caenorhabditis briggsae, 2508 nucleotides. Lineage: Eukaryota; Metazoa; Nematoda; Chromadorea; Rhabditida; Rhabditidae. The record is from RefSeq and is a predicted model, not a curated record. The transcript is spliced from 14 exons. The coding region runs from base 1 to 2508 and encodes 835 amino acids.
AUGACAGAUAUUCAACGAUACAAGGGUGUACUGAUUUCGUUGAUAUUUGUGGUCUUCAUAUUUUAUGCCUACGAACUUGAUUUUGGAUAUUUGGAAACUGUUGGUGAAUUACUGAGCAUUGUAACAGAUGAUACCGUAAACGGUUCAUUUCCGAUUACAUUCUAUCAAUCGGCAUAUGUUGAUCAUCGAUUUGAUCCACCACGUCUUCGAAUUUUUACAAUAAACAAAUGUCUGAAGAAUAAUCAAUUUUUGUUAGUCGAUCUACAUUUUAAUGGAAAUAAUUCUGCACCAGUUAGAAAAAAUAUUUACGGAAUACCUCUGAAUCGAAAAUGCCCAAUAAAUUAUAUCGAGCAAGAAGGGUGCGUCUAUAACCCUUAUACAUUUUCCAUUGAUUUAAAAAGAAAUGAAGAUUUGAAAAAAGUUACCAUUCUUUUAAGCAGUAGGAAAGUGGAACUGAGUGUUCAAAAGGUUUACAAAAAGUCAACUGAAGGGAUUACUGUAUGUCUCCAACCAGUAUACUACUACUCUCAAUGGCAAAAUAUUGUACUGUACAUUGAAGCAUGGAGAGCCCACGGAGCCACUCGUUUUAUUGUAUACUUUCAUUCUGCGACUAAAGAAACUUGGAAGACGUUGGAGUAUUACAGAGACUUGGGAAUUAUUGAAAUUAAACCCUGGCCCAGUUUUCCAAGUUUACCAGUUGAUAUCGCUGAUAAAUAUCCGAAAAUUGAUGAUAGCGUUUUCAUACUUUCAUAUUUCAUGGCUAUGAAUAUCUGUAUUCUCGAUAUCAAAACAACAAUUGGAACUGUUGCUGAUUUCGAUGAAGUCAUGGUUCCAACGAAUGGUAGACUUUUGGAUUACGCGACCAAAGAAAUGGCGAAUACAAAAGUUGGAGCUCUCAUCUUUCAAAACCAUUACGUAUCAUUGACUCCAAGAAUCUAUUCAGCAAACUUUUCUGGAGUGGCAUCACCGAAAUUCAAGAUUUUAGCUUGGCCAUCAAAAAUGGAGACAACGAUGAAUCUUUUAUAUGAUAACGAAGCAGAUAGAAGCUUGAUGGUUACUUUUUCUCAAAAUGUGAAAACAAUAGAAGAGGUCAAAAAUUCGACAUCCGAAGUGGUCCAUUAUAUCAAUUUGAAUGAUAAAGUAGUCAAGAAAGUUGGAAAAUCAAAAAAAGAAGCAACAAGUUUGUAUAAUAGUCAUUUUAAUGAGAAAGAGGAUUCAUUAUUUGAUUUCAAAUCAUCCGAAUGCCAAAUCGAAGAUUGGAAUAACGUCUACACAGAUUCUAUCCCAAACCAGGAGAGACACAAAGAGUGGGCCGAGGAAAAUCUUGGCAUACGGAAGUACUUGUACCAUAACUCGUUUGCAUUACUUGGAGCAUUUGUGUACACCGAUCAAAUUAUAGUAACGUUAACUGCGGAGAAUCAGUUCAAUAAUACCGUCUACUGUCGCUACUAUGACUGUCGCCGGAGAGAAAUUCCAGAUCAAUUUGAAUCAGUGGUGAAUCCAGAAUCCACUGUGUUUUGUGCUCGAAGACCAGGAGCAAAAUACAUUUCCAUUUCGAAAAAUCUGGAAGAAGUUCCCGAAUACUCUAUUCCAAUUGUUCCUCGAAUUCAAAAACCCCCUCACUAUUUCACUGUUUGCAUGGCAACACUAUAUGGAGAUGAACCGAAGUUCUUGCAAAUCGUUGACUUCAUCGAAUACUAUAAACUUCAAGGAGCCACAUUUUUCCAUAUCUACUUGAGAAAUGUGACCGAUUAUGACCGAGUUUUGUUGGAUGACUAUGUUAGAACCGGAGAUAUUGAGAUUAUUAAAAUGCAUGAUCAUCAUUGGAGGGAUGAUUUUAUGUGGCAUAAUGCGCAGAUAAAUGAUUGCCACCAUCGGAACAAAUAUUUUUCCAAGUGGACCGCAGUUAUCGAUGUCGAUGAACGAAUGGAGAUGAGAAGUGAUUCUUACAAAACCAUCACUAGCUUCUUGGACUCCGUUACCGACCCUAACAUCGUGAAUCUCCAUUUCAAGGUUCAAUGGAUAAUCAAAACAGAUAAUACUCCAGCUAGAUAUGAAAACGAAAAGCAGCUGAUCGAAGAAAUGGUGUUCCACAAAUAUCAGAAUCUCUCUCAAGUUGGAUCGUUUUGGAACCAACCGAAAUGCAUUAUCCGGCCUGAAAAAAUAGGCAUAAUGACGAUUCAUGCUCCAUUGGCGACCUAUUCAGGAAUGAGGAGGUCAUUGGUGAAUGAAAGUAUCGGAGUUGUCAGACACUAUCGGAAUGUACAACAGCGGGUGUUUGCGGGUGCACUGGAUAGAAUGAUGAUACAUGCUCCAUUUAGUAUAUCCCCAAUUGCGCAGUGGAUAGAUAACUUGUUGACUGAGAAGAUUCUGAAACGAGUCAAAUGGGUAUAUGAUGUGAUUGAUGUCACUUGUGAUCAGAAACAACGAAUUUAUCAAAUCCAUGGAGGACUCAAUGCGUCGUGUUGGCUAGAACAGCAGCAUGAGAAAAAUAAUCUCGCGGCUUAG